Alternaria postmessia is the source of this 795-nucleotide messenger RNA. RefSeq lists its product as uncharacterized. The coding region runs from base 1 to 795 and encodes 264 amino acids. The record is from RefSeq and is a predicted model, not a curated record. The transcript has 3 exons. Lineage: Eukaryota; Fungi; Ascomycota; Dothideomycetes; Pleosporales; Pleosporaceae.
AUGUCGACAUCCUUCUCAAAUCAAGUCUUAGCAGCCUCUGACCUUCAGACCGAAGUGGCUACUGCACUGCUGGAUUUCUACAACUUCCUUGCUCGACUGCCAUGGCUUGAGCCAUCCGACAUCUUAGAGCCGCCAGCGCGAGGCUGGCCUAACAUCAGCAGCGAUAAUUUUGCCCCACUGCACAAGAACGACACAGUGAUCGAAUUGCUCAAGCAUCUACCAUAUCUUCGUAUGGACGGCCCAUUUGAGAGAAAUACGUUAGCUUGGUCGACAUAUCCAUGUGAUUACCGACGUGACUACUUCCAGAAAGUAGGGCCUGGCAUCAAUUGCUGGGAGAUACCGGACACAAGUGAACGCGACUAUGAUUUUCCGGAAUGGGUUGUUGCCCUCACGUAUGGGAAAGUACACGGGCAAUACAUCAUGCUCGACACCACAGAUGGAACGGCGAUGAGGUACCAAGUGCAAACGCUUUACGACCCAGUGUUCGGAGCCGAUGACCCCCGAGCCUGGCGCAAUGAAUGCGCAAGUCCUGGAAGCACUGCGCGUCUCAGCGAUAUACUCAACGAAUGGAAAAAUGAUUAUGCGCAACUGCAUUUGAUCGGCCAGACCAAUGGUAGGGGACCAGUGCAUGCUGAUGGUUCUGGCGACGAGUACAAGGAACUGCACGCACUGAUGCUGAGUCAUGGCUGGCCAGAUAACUUUGAUCGUGAGAGCUGUAGGAAUGCUAUGCUAAAGCGAGAUGAAGAGAAGUUAGUGCAAUACUCUAGUGAGCUCAAGAACCAACAACUAGCUUAG